Messenger RNA from Phyllotreta striolata, 1544 nucleotides. The record is from the annotation of a GenBank genome assembly. NCBI's taxonomy places the organism in Eukaryota, Metazoa, Arthropoda, Insecta, Coleoptera, Chrysomelidae.
GGAUUAUAAAAAAUAUAGAUAAGUGUUCAGUAUCAAAAUUGGCUAAAUGAUUAGGAAACAUUUUGCCAUAUAGGAAAACCACAAUAAAAAUUUGAGGUUUAUGUUUGAGGAUUAUUACCAGUUAUCAACUUGGAGGUACCUGAAAUUAUUUUUUAAUGAUAAUGAUGAAUUUCGGACAACUCUUAUGUACUUCAGUACUUUUGUUUUCGAUGUUACAUUUAACAUCUUCAUUCGCUUCGACAGUUGAUGAUUUGGUCAGACAAUGGGCUCCCUUGGUGUGGCUUUCCCCGGGCGAAAAAUUCAUGCCAUACGAUGUCGACAGUUUCUUGAACAACGUUUACGUGGCCGACGAAAAUGGAAAACGCAUAUUUCCCAAAUUGGAUAGAAACGUAUCGCAAUACAGGACAAAAGGAUGGCAUUUAAACACGUAUCGACCGAUUGGAGAGUUAUUAAACGACACGAAUUCGUAUUUGUAUGGUUCGAAUCCGACCGAAAAUUCAGUUCCAAUAUAUGCGUUAGUGUCUGAAUGCAAUUCAUCGGGAAGAACGGAAAAUGAUGUGCAAGAUAACGCGGAAAACGUUUAUUUCCAUGUUGCUUAUUGGAUAUUUUACCCAUACAAUCUAGGGAAAGAAGUUUGUGUAAUUGGAAAUAUUCCUACUGUAAAAUUGUUUAACACUUGCAUUGGAUCGACGAAAACUUUAGGCAAUCACAUCGGAGAUUGGGAGCAUAUGAGUUCGUCGUUUUUCAAAAAAAAUUCAACAGUUCCAAAUUCUUUGUACGUGGCUGUGCACGAUGCUGGUGCCUAUUACACUUAUAACGAAGAAAACAGGACAUUCCAAUUCCAAGAAGUAAAAAAACAGAACCAGUUGGUCCAAACUCCCAAGUUUCCUAAAAUUGUCCGCACUCAAGGCGAUCAUCCUGUAUUAUUUUCUGCUAACGGUUCGCACGGAUUGUGGUCAACUGCAGGUGAAAAUGAAUACAAUAAGUUACCGAAACUAACGGACCGAACAGGGUACGGAACUCCUUGGAAGACAUGGAACAACAUUCAAAUUUAUCAUUUAGGAAAAGAACCGUUGCCAUACUGGAUGAAUUUCCGAGGAACUUGGGGAAACCCGAAGAAGAAUUGUCUAUUAAUAAAAAAGCUGGGACUUUGCGAAUAUUUCGACGGUCCUGAAGGUAUAAUUCGACAAAACCAGGAUUAUUACUGCUGAUUGAGUGAGUUUCGUUGAAUAAAAAUGGCUCCAACAACUUAUUUAAUCGACCAGAUUGUUCAAUAUAGCCAUUUCAAAAGAGAUGGCGCUACCUGUUAGUAAAUACCACAGAACAUACUUAAUGUUAAAUAUAGAGUUAUAGGUAAAUAGAAUUGUCGGUAAAUAGUAAAUUUAAGCAAAUAUUUUAGAUUUCAUGAAAAAUAUAGUAGAAUUUUUGUAAAGUUCGUGAACAACUAUAGUUGAUUUUAUAGUUUUCAGAAAGUCCUGGUAAAAGAUUUAGAUAAAAUGAAUGUAUGUAGGUAGGUAUGUACCUAUAGUUUUAUUAUAUCAUUA